CUCAAGCCAAUUGGCCUAAAGCAGCAGCAGCCCGUCGAGGGUUCUCUAGACUUUUUGAACACUCGCUCCUGCCUUCGCCACUUGACUCAUCAUCACCAACGUCACCCAUCACUCUUUUUCUACCACUACAUUUUCCGACUCUUCGGUUGACCUGAGCAAGAACAAUGUCGCUCGCACCGCGGUUCGCGCGACUGGCCGCGGCUGCUCGAGUCGGUGGCGGCGCCGCCGGCAGCAGCAGCAGCAGCAGCGUAAGCGUAAGCAGGGCGGCCACAGCUGCCUCGGUCGCUGCCCGAAGAAAUUACACGAGCCCGAGCCAGCCGGCCAAGAUGGCAACGCCCGUCGAUGUGGCCAUGGAGACAAAGGCUGGCCGAGGGAGCACGCAAAAGGUCAUGAACAACGACAUCAUCUCCGAGGUGCUCCACCAGGCGCCACGGGCAUCGACGGCACAGCGACCCAUCUACCUCGAUGCACAGUCGACGACACCCAUGGACCCGCGCGUGCUGGAUGCGAUGAUGCCGUUUAUGACAAACCAGUACGGGAACCCGCACUCGCGCACGCACGCCUAUGGCUGGGAGAGCGAGUCGGCCGUCGAGAAGGCGCGCGAGCACAUCGCCCAGCUCAUCGGAGCAGAUCCCAAGGAGAUCAUCUUCACCUCGGGCGCCACCGAGUCCAACAACAUGUCACUCAAGGGUGUCGCACACUUCUACGGCCAGAAGAAGCGGCACGUCAUCACGACGCAGACGGAGCACAAGUGCGUCCUCGACAGCGCGCGCAAGCUCCAGGACGAGGGCUUCGAUGUCACCUACCUGCCCGUGCAACCCAACGGUCUCGUCAAGCUCGAGGACGUCGAGGCGGCACUGCGGCCCGACACGAGCGUCGUCAGCAUCAUGGCCGUCAACAACGAGAUUGGUGUUAUCCAGCCGCUGGCCCAGAUCGGAGAGCUGCUCAAGACCAAGGGCGCGGCGCUGGCCAAGGAGGCCGGCCUGGGCGGCAAGCCCAUGUUCCACACCGACGCUGCUCAGGCUGCGGGCAAGAUUGCGAUUGACGUCAACAAGAUGGGCGUGGAUCUGAUGAGCCUGUCGAGCCACAAGAUCUACGGUCCCAAGGGCAUCGGCGCCUGCUACGUGCGCCGGCGGCCCCGCGUCCGUCUCGAGCCCAUUAUCAACGGCGGUGGCCAGGAGAGGGGUCUGCGCAGCGGCACACUUGCCCCGCAGCUCGUCGUCGGCUUUGGCGAGGCAGCCCGACUGGCACACCAGGAGCGCGAGUACGACUAUGCCCACGUCUCGGCCCUCGCGGCCCGGCUGCGCAACCGGCUUCUCGCCGAGAUCGAGUGCGUCCUCGUCAACGGCGACCCCGAGGGCUACCCCGGCUGCACCAACCUCUCGUUCCAGUACAUUGAGGGCGAGUCGCUGCUCAUGGCCCUCAAGGACAUCUGCCUCUCGUCGGGCUCGGCCUGUACGUCUGCCUCGCUCGAGCCCUCGUACGUGCUGCGUGCGCUGGGCCUCGACGACGAGAACGCCCACUCGUCGCUGCGCUUUGGCAUCGGCCGCUUCACCACCGAGGAAGAGGUCGACUACGUGUGCGAGAAAAUCAUCAAGGUCGUCCACAAGCUCCGCGAGCUGAGCCCGCUGUGGGAGAUGGUCCAGGAGGGCAUCGAUCUCAAGACGAUCCAGUGGUCUGGCUGAUUUCGUGACUCUUGUCACUUUUUGUGUACAUUAUUACUUCUUCUCUUCUUCUUUUCCCCCUCCUCACCCAGCAUCUUGAUCUUUGUGCGCAAUCUUGAAGAAGCCUAGCUCAGUCCUUCCGUCCAGUAUUUUCUCUCAUUUUCGGAUGCGUUUGUGCUUGCGGCGGCUGGGUGGAGCGGAGGCUAAAGCCACAGGCACACGUGUUUGCGAGAACAGCUUCGAGCUCUAAAUUUGUUGCCGUCGCCCGCU
Acaromyces ingoldii is the source of this 1934-nucleotide messenger RNA. RefSeq names its product putative cysteine desulfurase mitochondrial precursor. The record is from RefSeq and is a predicted model, not a curated record. NCBI's taxonomy places the organism in Eukaryota, Fungi, Basidiomycota, Exobasidiomycetes, Exobasidiales, Cryptobasidiaceae. Gene Ontology annotation, biological process: [2Fe-2S] cluster assembly. Gene Ontology annotation, molecular function: pyridoxal phosphate binding; cysteine desulfurase activity. The transcript has a single exon. Gene Ontology annotation, cellular component: cytosol; nucleus; mitochondrion. The coding region runs from base 165 to 1685 and encodes 506 amino acids.